Chenopodium quinoa (quinoa) is the source of this 745-nucleotide messenger RNA. Its product is annotated as histone H2A, sperm-like. Gene Ontology annotation, cellular component: nucleosome. The transcript is spliced from 2 exons. Gene Ontology annotation, molecular function: protein heterodimerization activity; DNA binding; structural constituent of chromatin. Bases 102 to 545 code for a protein of 147 amino acids. Lineage: Eukaryota; Viridiplantae; Streptophyta; Magnoliopsida; Caryophyllales; Amaranthaceae. The record is from RefSeq and is a predicted model, not a curated record.
UUCAACUCCUUACUCAUUCACAACCUCUUCAUCUCUUUCUAAUCCUUCACUCUUCAACUUUCUCUCUCCUCAAAUUCUCUCUGCAAAAUCAAUCAUAAAAAAUGGUCGGCAAAGAUGUCGCUACAGUCAAGAGCACCGCCGGAAGAGGCCAGCGAAAGAGCGGCGUGAAGUCAGUUUCUCGCUCUUCCAAGGCCGGUCUCCAGUUUCCGGUGGGUCGCAUUGCUAGAUUCUUGAAGAAGGGUCGUUAUGCUCAGAGAGUUGGGUCUGGUUCUCCUGUAUACCUUUCUGCUGUUCUUGAGUAUCUCGCUGCUGAGGUUCUGGAAUUGGCGGGAAACGCAGCAAGAGACAACAAGAAGACAAGAAUCAUACCAAGGCAUAUUCAAUUGGCUGUCAGAAAUGAUGAAGAAUUGGGCAAACUUUUAGGGGGUGUGACUAUUGCUAAUGGAGGUGUUCUGCCUAAAAUCCACUCUGUUUUGCUUCCCAAGAACACCGGCAAAUCUAAGAGCGACAAGGGUGAAAAGUUAUCUGAAUCUCAGGAUUUUUAGGGUUUCUAAUUAGUGUUUUUAACAAUUUGAGGAUGAUUUUGUUUAUGGUUGGGAAAAAUAUGUUAGUAAAAGUUAGGAGUAUAUGAAAUUAGGGUUUUAGUUGAUGGAUUGACUGGUGUAAUAUCCGAUGUUAUUGCAUAUUGAACAGUUUGUUCACUUAUAAAAAUUUCCUACUUGGUUGUUCCUUAUAUUUUUUUUAA